Messenger RNA from Linum tenue, 3163 nucleotides. The record is from the annotation of a GenBank genome assembly. NCBI's taxonomy places the organism in Eukaryota, Viridiplantae, Streptophyta, Magnoliopsida, Malpighiales, Linaceae.
CUUCUACCUUCCAAAGGGAACAAAACUAGGCUAGUUCCAUUCUCUUCAUAACUUGGGAACGAAGAAAGGCACCGCCUUUACCACCACCCUGCUAGACCUUUCUCAUGUAUUCUCAGUUUUUCCCUUGCUUGUAGAGGAAAGAAUGUGAAAACACCAGCAAAAUUUGGCUGCUGCUGAAGGUUUUGUUUCCAUGUUUGUUAUCUCUUCUGCAGUUGAAUCUCAUCAGGGGUUGAAGCUUGAUCAGAAGUGAAAAAGAACAAAGAAACGCUAUUGUGGGUCUGUUCUAAGAGGAUCUCUCAGUGGCCAGUGCCAUUGGGGUUCUUCAAAGAGCUGAAAAAGAAUAAGCAAAUGACACUUGUGCAGAAGAGGUGAAAGGGGGAAUAUGGGAUGCUCAACAUCGAAGCUGGACGAUGAGGAAGCAGUACAGCUAUGUAAAGAUCGGAAAAAGUUCAUCAAGCAAGCGGUAGAGCAGAGAACAAGGUUCGCGUCCAGCCACUUGGCUUAUGUUCAGUCAUUGAAAAGGGUAUCUGCUGCCGUCCAUGACUAUGUAGAAUCCGGUGAGCCUCAGGAUUUGUUUCUGGACUCCUUCAUAGCUCCACCACAGUUCACCACUCCAUCGAAGAAAGGCAGUAGAAGCCCGCAGUUUAUCUCGAGCUCACAUAAAUCGUUCGCACCAGCACUUCCACAGUCUAGAACUAGGCCGACUGUGACAGUCAACUACCUAAGAUCAGGUGGGAACCAGACAGUGUUGGUCGAGGAGAGACCGCCUCAGUCACCACAAACGUACCAUGUGGAUGCUUAUCCACCAAGCUACCUAAGAUCAGGUGGGAACCAGCCAGUGUUUGUCGAGGAGAGACCACCUCAGUCACCACAAACGUACCAUAUGGAUGCUUAUCCACCAAUGAUGGAUUAUUAUCAGGGUGAUAAUUUUUUUGCACCACAACAACCUUCUUCUUCAUUCUUCUCUUACUCUCCCUCCAAUGAUAGAGCCUACAUUCCUCCACCUUCACCUCAGACAUCUCAGUGGGAUGGCUUCUGGGAUCCUUUCUCUUCAUUGGAUUACUAUGGCUACCCGGUUCGUAGCAGCAUUGAUCACCACAUGGGUGGAGAUGAUGAGAUUAGAGGGUUGAGACGGGUUAGAGAGGAAGAAGGUAUUCCUGACUUGGAAGAUGAAACUGAGCAUGAAGUUGAUGAAAGGAGAGAACAACAACGACAUCAACAACGACAACAACAAGCUCCUCGACAACAACAACAACAAGCUCCUCCUCGUCCUCCUCCGGUAAAGCACAAUGAGUACCCCAAGGAAGAAGUACUAGUUGAAGAUGUUGAUGAAGAUGAUGAUGAUGAUGAUGAUGACGACGACGAUGAUGAUAUAUGCUUUGAAGGUGACUGCAAAGACGAGAUCAUGAUGAAGGGUUCUUCUCAGCAGCGGCCACAAACUAGUUCUACAAGGAUUGAGGUGUCUCGAAACCAGAAUUCGAGACAAGUCCAGCCACGUAAUCGACAAGCUGUGGCUGUUGGUAGUGGUAGUAAAGAAGCUGAGAAACAAGGUUUUACAGCCUAUGUUAACAGAAGACCAACAAGCAUGGCAGAAGUUGUCAAGGAUCUGGAAGAUCAGUUUGGAAGGAUCUGUGAUUCAGCUAAAGUGGUUUCUGGUUUGUUAGAGUCUAGCAGAGCUCAGUAUUCAAUAUCAUCCACCUCAAAUGAUCUCGCAGCAUUGAAAAUGCUGAAUCCAGUCGCGCUAAUCCGAUCAGCUUCGUUUCGUUCAUCGUCAUCGAGAUUCCUGGCCAGCUCUUCUUCCUUCAGAGAUGAACCCGAGGAUAGCUGCAGUAGUGACGUCUCAGAUGAUAACUGCGCGAUCUUUGGUGGCCACCAGUCGACAUUGGACAGAUUGUACGCCUGGGAGAAGAAGCUGUUCGACGAAGUCAAGUCAGGAGAGAAGAUUCGGAUAGCGUACGAGAAGAAAUGUAUGCAGCUUAGGAACCAAGACGUUAAAGGAGAGGAUCCUUGUGUGUUGGACAAAACGAGGGCAUCCAUUAGAGAAUUGGAUACACAGAUUAAGGUUUCGAUUCAUUCGGUGGAAGUUAUAUCCAAGAGGAUAGAGACUCUGCGGGAUGAAGAGUUGCAGCCUCAGCUUUUGGAGCUAGCACAAGGGUUAGCAACGAUGUGGAAGGUGAUGGCAGAGUGCCACCACUCUCAGAAACAAACACUCGACACGGCCAAGCUCUUAGUAGCAUCAGCACCAUCGAAGCUCGAAGCGAGAAGGCGGGCUUCCAUCUCGAUGACCGACCCUCAACGCCUAUCUCGAUCAGCCGCCGCCAUGGAAACAGAGCUCAGGAACUGGAGGUCAUCUUUCCAGACGUGGAUCGCCUCUCAGCGAUCCUACAUCCAGUCCCUCGCCGGCUGGCUCCUCCGCUGCGUUCGUCUCGACCCCGCCGAAAUCUCGAAGCUACCCUUCUCCCCGCGUCGAUCAAGCAGCACGGCUUCUUUCCCCUUGUUCGGACUCUGCAUUGGAUGGUCCAAGUUCCUGGAUGCCGUGCAGGAGAAGGCAGUGCUCGACGGGAUGGAGACCGCCGCGGAUUGGAUGGGUUCGAUUCGCGAUCAGCAGGUUCUGCGAGAUGACUCGACUUCUUCUCCUGUGGGUUCGAGGAGAUAUAAUAACAACAAUGGAGGAAUGGAGAUGGUGGAAGUUGGUAAGGAGGUGGAAGAAGUGAUGACAGUGGAGAAAAUGGCUGAGAUUGGUAUGAGGGUGCUCUGUGCUGGGAUGUCGGUCACUAUCAGCUCGUUAACCGAGUUUGGCAAUGGUGCGGCGGAGGGAUAUGCUCAGCUUUUCAAGCAAUGGGAGAAUGGGGAAGAAGCGCCGCCGCCGCGGGAGAAGUAGAGUUAGCUCGGUAGAGGAAAGGAAUGUAAUUUGUGAUCUAUGUGUUAGGUAGUUUUUCCUUCAUCUUUUAACCUUGUUUUCUUUCCUACUUAGAGUAGGUGGUUUAAUAACCCAAAAAUUUGUGAGAAGAAAGCUUUUUGCCUAUGAUCAAGUUGCUGGAAUGUGAGUAAAUCAAACCAGAUUGAUGUUUUGAUCGAAUAGGUUUGAUUGUAUUAAACUUUAAUCGAUUCGAUUUCGGUUCCAUCGGAUUCAUUUUUAAGUACAAUGAAUGGUUGUAAUGAA